AUGGAGGUGGCGCCGGCAACAGGCGACGCUCCGCCCGCAACAGACCCCCUGGCGACACCUGCCGGGGUGGAGGAGGAGGGGGAGGCUUCGCCCGCAAGCCCAGUGGGCCCGCAAGGCCCAAGCGCGCCCGCACCGGAAGCGGGCUUUACGGUGAUUGCCCUCGACUUCGACGUCGAGGUCACGAGGAUGGCGGAGGAGCCGGAGGCAAUCCCCGCGCCAAGCCCUGCUGCGCCGGCCGUAGCCGCAGCGGCGACCACCGCCGCCACCGGAAUGGCGUCCGACGACGCGCCGGCGGCCGCAGACGCUGCCGGUGCGGAUUCUUCUGCUCCCCAGCAGGGGGCGGUCCCUGCCGGGGCCGCGGCAACCCCACCAGCCCCGCAGACCCCAGGCGCGGGUGAGGGGGAGGUUGCGGAGGAGGAUCAGCAGGAUGCUGUGCCGCAAGCGGACGACCCCCCCGCCCAGCCAGACGGUGGCGGCGGCGGCUUCUUCGUCGCGAAGGCCGAGGAGGUGCAUAGAAAGGCGCUCGCCACGGUCCAGGCCCGCCUCGACGAGAAGAGCGACCUGAUCACCAGCUACGUCGGCCAGAUCCAGGGCCUGCGCGUCAAGCUGGAGGUGCAGACCAAGGCCACCGAAAGUGCGGUGACCGCGGCAGCCCGGCACGAGAUCCAGCUCAACGCCACCAAGGACAAGGUGGCCCGACUCGAGACCGAGCUGGCCGCUCUCCGGGAGGAGCUCACCUAG
Messenger RNA from Brachypodium distachyon (stiff brome), 741 nucleotides. RefSeq names its product skin secretory protein xP2-like. The transcript is spliced from 4 exons. The coding region runs from base 1 to 741 and encodes 246 amino acids. NCBI's taxonomy places the organism in Eukaryota, Viridiplantae, Streptophyta, Magnoliopsida, Poales, Poaceae. The record is from RefSeq and is a predicted model, not a curated record.